AUGCAUUUUUCGCAUUUUUAUUUCUUUGAUUCUGCGCUUUCGUUAUCAAAUUUCUUUCUUUCCUUUCAAAUUUCUUUCUUUCCUUUCAAAUUUCUUUCUUUCCUUUCAAAUUUCUUUCUUUCCUUUCAAAUUUCUUUUUUUCCUUUUAUUUUUAUUUGUUCUUUCGUUCGUACCUUUUCUCUUUCAUUUCUUAUUGCGUUAAUUCUUUGUAUCUUUUUUCUUUCUUUCUUAAUUUUCUUCGUUCCUUCUUUUUUCUUCCUCAUUUCCUUCCUUUUUUCUUACUUUUCUUUCUUUUACUCCUUCCUUUUUUCCUUUGUUUCUUUACUUCUUUCCAUAAUUCAUUCUUUCGUUUAUUCCUGUAUCCAUUCCUUUUUUGUCUUUCUUUCUUUCUUUCUUUCUUUCUUCUUUCGCCGUUCACAUUUCUACUUUUUAUUUUAUAUUUUUUUCUCUCUUUUUUCUUUUAUGUCUUUAUUUAUUGGUUUUCAGUAUUUCCCCUUUUCCUUCUAUACAUUCCUCUCUUUUGUUUGUUUGUUUCUAUCUUUCUUUCUUUCGUUCUUUCUUUCUUUCUUUCUUUCUUUCUUUCUUUCUUUCUUUCUUUCUUUCUUCAUAAAAGUCUUUCUUUCUAACGUUUUACUUUCUUUUUCCUUUUUCCGUCAGAUUAUCUCUUUUUUUUCUUUCUAA
This is a messenger RNA of Acanthosepion pharaonis, 681 nucleotides long. Lineage: Eukaryota; Metazoa; Mollusca; Cephalopoda; Sepiida; Sepiidae. The record is from the annotation of a GenBank genome assembly.